Toxotes jaculatrix (banded archerfish) is the source of this 696-nucleotide messenger RNA. RefSeq names its product complement C1q-like protein 4. The transcript has 4 exons. The record is from RefSeq and is a predicted model, not a curated record. The coding region runs from base 1 to 696 and encodes 231 amino acids. NCBI's taxonomy places the organism in Eukaryota, Metazoa, Chordata, Actinopteri, Toxotidae. Gene Ontology annotation, molecular function: protein binding.
AUGCGAGCUAUUGUACUGCUGUGUCUCCUGGAAACGGCAUUGGUCCAAGCAGUCGAUUAUUCCUGGGGUGGACCUGGCAAGAAUUCUGAAAAUGGAGGUGUCGAUUCCAACACAGAAAAUGUGUGUGUUACAGACCAGGCGUCGUGUGGCUGCUGUCUGAUGCAGCAACAGAUACACAGGAUGAAAAUGUUCUUCAACAUGAGCCUCAAUGAGCUGGAGAAGGAACUCCAGAAAACAAAGACUGUCCUCAACAAUGUCAGAGCCAGCCGAAGCGCCUUCUCAGUCGCUCUAACCACCGACAACGAUUUGAUCUGCUUGGGCCCCUUCCGUGACGACAAGCUCAUCGCCUACAAGCACAUCUUCAUCAACCUUGGAGAUGGCUACAAUGCGGACACUGGUAUCUUCACUGUCCCCCGCUCUGGUGUCUACAGCCUCGCCCUCACUGUCUACAGUGACGCCGGUUCUCCUGGUAACACCCUGGCUGCCUGUGCCAACCUGCAGGUUAAUGGCCUGGUGGUGGCAGGACCCAGAGAAAAAAACAUGCAAGACCAAGAGGACAGUGCCACUAUUGUUGUGGCCCUCCACUUGAAGGCAGGGGACGAGGUGGCUGUCAACUUGCCCAUCGGAUGUUUCCUCUGCGAUGACAACAGCCACUAUAACACUUUCACUGGGUUCCUGCUAUAUGCUACUGACUAA